Fonsecaea multimorphosa CBS 102226 is the source of this 1683-nucleotide messenger RNA. RefSeq lists its product as uncharacterized. Lineage: Eukaryota; Fungi; Ascomycota; Eurotiomycetes; Chaetothyriales; Herpotrichiellaceae. The record is from RefSeq and is a predicted model, not a curated record. Gene Ontology annotation, molecular function: oxidoreductase activity; molybdenum ion binding. The transcript has 4 exons. The coding region runs from base 1 to 1683 and encodes 560 amino acids. Gene Ontology annotation, cellular component: mitochondrion.
AUGGAGAUACACAACAGACCUGACGAAUGGAAAAUCGAACAAGGCUUGGCUGGUGCUAAGCUGCCGUUUCUGGAUCAGACCGGGGCUGAGCCAGUCUUUAUCCAGCCCAGGGCAUGGCCGGAAUUGACCAAGGAUCAAGCAGCCAUCGAUGCUGUCGGGAACCGCGAUGAGCUGUUCACGCGGGAACUCGAAGGGUGGAAAGGAUAUGUGGAAUGGGAGAAAUAUCCAGAGAAGAAGGAAAAGGCGCGCAAGAUCCUGGCCGCCGAGGUCUUUCCACCGAACCCAGAGUUCCAAAUGGGGCCUAUUCCUGACACAAAUCCCGUGCUCCCGGGCACGCACUGGAAGAUGUGGCACCAUGCGGUCGGUGGGGAGCUCACUGAUGUUCCUGAAGACUCUUGGAAUACUGUCCUUCGCGAAAAGCAUCCUGAGAUGUUGCAUCUGCUGCAAUUCCCGUACAAUGGAGAGCCUCCCAAGAGGCUGGUGACCGACAAAGCUGUGACGCCGAAUUCGCUCCACUUUGUGCGCAACCAUGGCGGCAUUCCACUCAUUGACAAAGACAAAUGGAAGCUGGAUUUGGAUGGGCUAGUCAAGAACCCGCGAACGUUUACCUUCAACGAUAUCACGGAUGAGUCCAGAUUUCCUCGCAUAGAAAAGUAUGUCACGAUGCAAUGCUCUGGAACAAGACGUAUUGAGCAAAUCUCUCUUUACGCCGGCCAGGGAGAUGAGGUUCCACAGGCGCCUUGGGCAGAAGGGGCAAUUGGAAGCGCCAAGUAUCUCGGUAUCAACCUGAAGGAUGUCAUCGAAGCCUGUGGUGGCCUCGUUAAACCAGCCAAACAUCUCGAAUUCUAUGGUGCUGAGACCUACUUCAAGGACAACGAAGUGAUGAACUACGUCGUGAGUGUGCCGUGGUCCAAGGUCAAAUACGACGAAGUUCUUCUCUGCUGGGAGAUGAACGGCGAACCACUACCGGCCAUUCACGGCUACCCGGUCAGAAUCAUGGUAUUAGGCUACAUUGGUGCUCGAAGCGUGAAAUGGGUUUAUCGGAUCAAAGCCAUUGAGCAUCCUUCACUUGCGCCUGUCCAAAGUAAAGAGUAUCUCUAUUUCAAUCAGCAGACGGGCAAGCACAACCAACAACCGACAGACGGCAUUCAAAUCCAGGAAAUGCCCGUGAGCUCGGCCAUCAUGUCUCCGUGGACAAAACAAGUGGUGAUCCACAAUGGCAAGAUCCAUUGCAAAGGGUGGGCGUACUCAGGCGGUGGAAGAUGGCCAGAGCGGGUCGAACUAUCGGCAGACGGAGGGUUCAGCUGGUACGCUGUGCCCAACGCCAACCUCUCCAAGAAGGGUAAAUGGACCUGGAGGACGUGGUCGAUCGACCUCCCCUGCGACGUGGAAGGCUGGGUCGAAAUUGUCUGCCGAUGCUGGGACAAUGCGUUGAACACACAGCCCCUGACCGUCCGCGCCGCAUGGAAUUGGGGACUCCACGUCACGAGCUCCGCGCACAGGAUCAGUGUUUACAGUAUCAACAAGAGCCGGCCACGCACCGCAGAGAAGCUCAAGCAAUUCGAGGCCACCGGCUCGCCUUUGGCACCUCUCACAUGGCCCGAGGAAUUUCCCACACAGAGCUGGGAUGACUACAAGAAAUUCUGGGAGGAGAACGAGCCGAGGGAUGCGGACGACGAGUAG